CUUUCGCGCGCUUGAAAUGGCCCGAAUGCUAAAAUUUAUCUACCAUAUUUCUAAAGGUGACUUACAUUUUCUCUUUCUGGUUUUGAAGUAACUGUUUAAAUAUAUUUUGGCGGCUGAUCUCUCCUUACAAUAUUCUAUUAUUUUAGUUUAUGCCAUGCCUAAAAGGAAACGUAAUAGUACCUGGUACCGACAUUUAAAGCAAGAAAACGACGAAAUUUAUAAAGAUGUCUUUUGUGCCAACCAUUCCUGUCGCCCGAUCACAGAGCAUACGAAAAAUGAGGAAAAUACUGAUCCUGGAUGUAUAAAUGAUAAUGUGUAUUACAAUUCAGGCUUAAGUGAAAGUGUAAGUGAUCUUAAUUUGAUCUUAAAUGAGGAUGACAGUACAGCUGAACUUGAAAUUAAUAAUUUAAGCCAAAGCGACAGUAGCUGUAGCUAUAGCUUUUAUGAAUCAGAAUCUGAUUCCUCCAGCAAUAAUGAUCGCAGACCUGAGUCUUUGGUAGCUGCUCAACCAGCUGUAGAAUUUAAAAGUGUGAAUACUAUUGAUAAAUUAAGAGAUUGGGUCGUUACAACUAAAUUACCUUCUUUUGCUUUGAAAGAUUUAUUGGAAGUUUUGUCAAAUGCAAAAACUGAAGAUUUUAUUGGAUUGCCUAAAGAUCCGCGAACAUUUUUAAGAACCCCUAAAAAAAUAACCACUCGUAAAGUAUCACCGGGUGAAUAUUAUCAUAUUGGGAUCCAAAAUUCUAUUGAAAAUCUAUAUAAGAACGAAAAGCCAUCCGAGGAAAUAAUUGUUAUAGGUAUUAAUAUUGAUGGAUUACCGCUGGCAAAAAGUUCUUCGAGUCAAGUUUAUCCCAUAUUGGGAGUAAUUAAUUUUAAAGGGGAAAAAAAUGUAUUCCUGAUAGGUAUUUACCAUGGCUAUGAAAAGCCAAAAGAUUUUAAUGAAUUUUUAUUGGAUUUUGUUCAUGAAGCUACAGAUCUUAUCACAAACGGUUUAAAAAUUCAUCAAAAAAUUUACCAGUUUAAAAUAUCAAUGUUUUUAUUUGAUGCUGUGGCGAAAUCUUCUGUUUUAUAUAUCAAAGGCCAUUCAGGGUACCAUUCCUGCUCAAAGUGCACACAAGAGGGGGAUUAUAUACAAGACCGAGUUUGUUUUCCCGAAUUCAAAUUCACAAAGAGAACCCAUGAGAGCUUUGUUACAAAAAUGUAUCCAGAACAUCAUACAGGUACUUCCAUCUUAUUAACCAUACCCAAUAUUGAUAUAAUAACCGACGUGCCAUUGGAUUACAUGCAUCUCGUGUUGUUGGGAGUCGUUAAAAAACUACUUUGUGGUAUUUGGUGUACAGGUCCACCACCUCACAAGUUUUCAAGUUUGCAGAUUAAAAAUGUUUCUGAUCUUUUGGAAAAUUUAAAAUCUUUUAUACCGAGUGAAUUUGCAAGAAAACCCCGUAGCCUUAAGGAAGUAAAGCGUUGGAAAGCAACUGAGUAUCGACAAUUUUUCUUGUACACUGGGCCAGUUGUAUUAAAAAAUAAUCUUCCUAAGUAA
Molecule: messenger RNA, 1537 nt
Organism: Brassicogethes aeneus
Lineage: Eukaryota; Metazoa; Arthropoda; Insecta; Coleoptera; Nitidulidae
Source: the annotation of a GenBank genome assembly